Messenger RNA from Microstroma glucosiphilum, 1567 nucleotides. RefSeq names its product PLP-dependent transferase. Gene Ontology annotation, cellular component: cytoplasm. The record is from RefSeq and is a predicted model, not a curated record. The transcript has a single exon. Gene Ontology annotation, biological process: L-serine biosynthetic process. Lineage: Eukaryota; Fungi; Basidiomycota; Exobasidiomycetes; Microstromatales; Microstromataceae. The coding region runs from base 59 to 1414 and encodes 451 amino acids. Gene Ontology annotation, molecular function: pyridoxal phosphate binding; O-phospho-L-serine:2-oxoglutarate transaminase activity.
ACUCCUCGCCACAAGUUAUCUCCUCCUUUUCCCUUGUUUCCUUACACACUUUCUCAUCAUGGAUCAUCCCACCACUGCUCCUACGCUCGACAUCUCGCGCCGAGCGCAGACGCUCAACCUGGGCGCAGGCCCCUCGUCUCUGCCCACCUCUGUACUGGUGCAGUCGGCGCAGGACAUCGUCGACUACUCUGGUACAGGCAUGGGUCUCAUCGAGCUCUCCCACCGCUCUGGCACCUUCAAGACGGUCAUUGAGACUGCUGAGGCCAACUUGCGAAAGCUACUCGAUGUGCCCGAGGACUACGCUGUAAUCUUCACCCAGGGGGGAGGAACAGAGCAGUUCUCUGCCACUGCCCUGAACCUGCUCGGCUACCAUGCUGCCACGAAUCCUGGCUACUUUCAAGAGUCGGGAGGUAGAGGACCGCCCAUUGAUUACGCCAUCACUGGAAGCUGGUCUAACAAGGCUUGCCAAGAGGCGACCAGGCUAGGAUUCAAUGCCCACCCUGUCCUCGAUGCCAGAAAGGUUCCUGGGGCCAAUGGCAAGUUUGGCUCGAUUCCUCCCGUAUCUGAAUGGAAUCUGAGCGACCCAGCACAAAAGCCAGCGAUGCUCUACUACUGUGACAAUGAGACGGUCGACGGAGUGGAAUUCCCUUCGCCAGGAUUCCCCGUUGAAUCCCUUCCAGAGGCGUACCGCUCUACCGUACCCCUCGUAGCCGACUGUUCCUCCAACAUCCUCUCGCGGCCCAUCGACAUCCGUGCCCAUUCCAUCGUCUUCUUUGGAGCUCAGAAGAAUGUAGGACCACCAGGAGUAACCGUUGUGAUCCUGCGUCGCUCGCUAGUGGAGGUUCACCCAGACCAAGGUGUCCCGCACGGUGGACCUCGGAUUCCAACAACGCUCGUGUACAAGAAUCUAGUGGACAAUGGCAGUCUCUACAAUACUCCGCCCAUGUUCUCCAUUCACGUCUCGGGUCUGGUCUUUGCCAAGCUACUGCAAGAGCAAGGAGGUGUGCAGGGAGCAGCAGAGAGGAGUAGGCUUAAGGCACAGAGGAUCUAUAAGCUCCUGGACGACUCGAGGGGAUUCUACCUGCCCACGGUCAAGCAGCCCAAUGCUCGAUCUCGUAUGAAUGUCACAUUCCGCAUCGCCAGCACUGGAGCAGCAGCAGCAGCCGGUACCGCUCAAAGUACCACGAGUGCAGGCGAGGCAAAAGUGGAAUCUGCCCCUGCACCCGCCUUUGAUGAAGCGCUAGAAGAGGCCUUUGUCAAGUUUUGCAAGGCGAAUGGAAUCGAGCAGGUCAAGGGACAUCGUAGUGUUGGUGGAAUCAGGACGAGCUUGUAUAAUGCUGUGAGCGUAGAAGAGACGGAGAGGCUGGCGAGGGUCAUGGAGGAGUUUAUGGCCAAGACUUUGGCGGGAAAGUAGAGGGAGGGAGAGGGCAGAGUGGGGGGUGGCUCUUUGUAGCGCUUUCUAAUGUGGUUAGAUGGUCAAUCGAUGUCAUAGACUUCUUCCAGCGAGCGAGACUCUGCUCAUGCACAGCUGCACGCUCAUCUCAGCUCUCACGCUCUCAAAUUUGUG